AUGCCGGUAAUUAAUGAAGCAAGUCAUGUUCAUGUGGAAAACCGAUUGUUGUGGGAAGAGUUAGCAUAUGACCGUGCUAGGGAAAACGAGGAGAGUCAACGGCUUAAGGAGAGACUUACAGAAGAACAAAAAGAAAUAUAUGAUGCCGUUAUCAAUGAUAUUGAUUCCAACAAUGGUGGACUAUUUUUUGUUUAUGGGUAUGGUGGUACAGGAAAGACAUUUUUGUGGCGUGCGCUCUCUUCUUAUAUUAGAGCAAAAGGCGAUAUUGUUAUCAAUGUGGCAUCGAGUGGGAUAGCAUCUUUACUUCUUCCGGGUGGAAGGACUACACAUUCAAGGUUUUCAAUACCAAUCUCUGUCAAUGAAGAUUCUACGUGCAAUAUAAAUCAAGGCAGUCAAUUAGCUGAACUCAUUGUUCGUGCGAAACUAAUAAUUUGGGGUGAAGCACCGAUGAUGCACAAACAUUGUUUUGAGGCGUUGGAUAAAACAAUGAGAGAUUUGUUAAGGUUUGUUAAUAAUGAAAGUCAAAACAAGACUUUUGGAGGAAAGACAGUGGUUCUAGGUGGGGACUUUAGGCAAAUAUUACCAGUGGUGCCAAAGGGUUCAAGACAUGACAUUGUUUCUGCAACAAUUAAUUCUUCAUAUCUUUGGAGACAUUGUAGAGUUAUGCGUUUAACAAAAAAUUUGAGAUUAACUACAAUGGAACCUCGAUUGAAUCAAGACAAAGUUGAAGAAUUUGCGAAUUGGCUAAUUUCAAUAGGUGAUGGUAAUAUUGGGGUAGAUGUUGAUGGUUACGCUGAUUUUGAUAUCCCCAGUCAAUUGUUAUUAAAGUCAAAUGGUGAUCCUAUUUCCUCUAUUGUGAAAAGUACCUUCCCCAACUUUACUGGUGCAAGCAGUGAUGGAAGUUGUUUUAAGAACAGUGCAAUAGUAGCACCAACGUUAGAGGUGGUCAAUGAGGUCAACCAGCAAAAUUCUCUUCGCACAGUCUGGAUCAGCGCCAGUGAGCAGUCCAGUGGGCAGUUAACCAGAUUUAGUCUUCAAGAUCCACUAUUUUUGCUCAGAUCUACACUUCUGGUUGAAGCUUAUUUUGAGUGGAUUUCAGCUGCAAAAAUUGAGGAAAGUUUGGCUAAUGGUUCGGCCGUGUUGGUGAACCUUGAUGACUUGCAAAGUGUCAACUUGAAGAUGAGGAAGGCUUAG
Ipomoea triloba (trilobed morning glory) is the source of this 1194-nucleotide messenger RNA. RefSeq lists its product as uncharacterized. The coding region runs from base 1 to 1194 and encodes 397 amino acids. The transcript has 3 exons. The record is from RefSeq and is a predicted model, not a curated record. Lineage: Eukaryota; Viridiplantae; Streptophyta; Magnoliopsida; Solanales; Convolvulaceae. Gene Ontology annotation, molecular function: DNA helicase activity. Gene Ontology annotation, biological process: telomere maintenance; DNA repair.